Molecule: messenger RNA, 402 nt
Organism: Morone saxatilis (striped sea-bass)
Lineage: Eukaryota; Metazoa; Chordata; Actinopteri; Moronidae
Product: ribonuclease inhibitor-like
Exons: 4
Coding region: 1-387 (128 amino acids)
Molecular function (GO): protein binding
Source: RefSeq, a predicted model, not a curated record
AUGGUUACUGUGGCUGUAACCUCUCAGAGAGAAGCUGUGAAGCUCUGUCCUCAGUUCUCAGCCCCCAGUCCUCUUAGAUCUGAGGGAGAGCUGGACCUGAUAACAACAACUGCGGAUUCAGUCAUCAAGCUGCUGUCUGCCGGACUUCCAGAGUCCCAUUGUACAUUGGAAACUCUCAGACUGAGUGGCUGUAACCUCUCAGAGAGAAGCUGUGAAGCUCUGUCCUCAGUUCUCAGCUCCCAGUCCUCUAGUCUGAGAGAGCUGGACCUGAGUAACAACAACCUGCAGGAUUCAGGACUGAAGCUUCUGUCUGCUGGACUGGAGAGUCCACAUUGUACACUGGAAACUCUCAGGUCAGAUCAAGUCACAUUUAUGUUAUAUCUCUAAAUUUUCAUGUCAAGA